AUGAAUCAGCCGCAUAUCAAAAAUUAUGAUCCAGGUACCAAACUGAAUGUUGGUAUCCACCAAGUUUCAAUUAUCAAAUAUCUAACCAGUGGUGGGUUUGCUCAAAUUUACCAAGUGCAAGUUAACCCACCAAAUCCUAUUAAUGGUAUGAAUUUGGCUUGUCUAAAGAGAGUUAUUGUACCUGAAAAAUCAGGCUUAAAUACCCUUCGAGCUGAAGUAGAGGCAAUGCAGCUAUUGAAAGGAAAACCUCAUGUGGUAGGUUACAUUGAUUCUAAUGCGGCUAGGUCGAUUUCUAAUGAUGGCACCUAUGAGGUUCUUCAGUUAAUGGAAUUUUGCCCAGGUGGUGGGCUAAUUGAUUUUAUGAAUACGAGAUUACAGAAUCGAUUAAAAGAAUUCGAAGUUUUAAAUAUCAUGAAUCAAGUUACACAAGGGAUAGUUGCAAUGCAUUCGUUAAAUCCUCCUUUAAUUCAUCGUGAUAUUAAAAUUGAAAAUGUACUGAUAUCAAGUAAUGGUGAAUAUAAAGUUUGUGAUUUUGGCUCUGUCUCUGGUAUUAUUAGGCCACCAAAGAAUACCGAAGAAUUUAACUUUGUCCAACAAGAUAUAAUGAAAAAUACUACUGCCCAAUACAGAUGUCCUGAAAUGUUAGACUUAUACCGUGGUCAACCAAUAAAUGAGAAGUCUGAUAUUUGGGCAUUGGGUGUAUUUCUUUAUAAAAUUUGCUAUUAUACUACGCCAUUUGAAAAUGGGGGUGAAAGAGCUAUAUUGCAUGCAAGAUAUCAAUACCCUCAAUACCCAAUGUAUAGUUCAAGAUUGAAAAAUUUAAUUCGAAUGAUGCUAAUGGAAAAACCUGAACAAAGACCAAAUGUUUGCCAAGUCUUGGAGGAAGUUUCAAGUAUGCAAGGUAUCCCAUGCCCAUUACCAAAUUUCUACUUACAAAGACAACAGGCUACUCAAUUAAUGAUGAAUAACACAAAUGGAAGUAUUUAUCCUAUACCAACACAAAAUACUAUGAUGAAUCAAAUGCCACCUCCGAUGAAUAUGAUGAAUAACUCACAAAUUGCAGCCCAACAUAGUUCAAAUAUGAUGCCACAAUCAAUACCACAACCAUUAUAUACUAAUUAUAGUAACAAUUCCAUGAAUGCGAACAUGAAUAUGAGCCCCAAUUAUGCUUACCCAACUAGUCCAAUAAUGUCUCAAGGACUUUUCACUGGGCCUACUCUGCAUCACAAUUUAACAUCUCCUAUUUCACAGCCAAAAUCCAAAUCUGAGAAUACAACUGGUAACGAUGAUCCAUUUGCCAAAUUAAAAGAUCAAGCAUUAUUUAAUAAAGUCAAUGCUAAUAAUACUAAUACAAGCGUUAAUGACCAUAGCUUCAAUAUGUACAGCACCAAGCAACAAAACAUGGCUAAUAACUUUAAUAAUAACAACAGUAAUAAUAUGAAUCCAUUAAUGAAACAAAGAAGUGAUAGAACUAGAAUUUUUGACAUGCCUCAAAAUAAGACACCUGCUAUGACUCAAAAUUCUGUUAAUUAUUUGUUACCUGGACACUCAUCCGAACAGUCUAUUAGAAAAAGUACAUCCUCUACUUCACUACGUAAUAUUCAAAAUGGUGGUAAUCAAGUUUUAUCUCAAAUUAUGUUUAAUAAUAAUAAGACUGGCGAGAGAACAUCGAGUACUAGUAGCGUAUCUGCUCCUUCAUUAUCUAAAAACAUGGUUCCUUAUAUACCACCCAAUUCAUUUACUUCAACAAACAAUGCAAUGGUAUUCAGAGAAAAUGAAUCAUCAAAAGCAUCUAUUAAAUUGCGUGUACAAAAUUUAUUAAAAACAUCUAAUAGUGGGAAUAAUGAUAAUUCUUUGAGAAGAACCACUUCUGAUACACAAAAUGGAAGCCAAUCUAAUAAUUCUUUAAGAAAAGUAAACACUCAUCAGGUUGAUUCUAACUAUACAACUUCUGAGAAGAAAAAGGCUCCAAAACCACCUCCAAAGCCUGAUUAUUUAAGACCAAAGAAACCGCCCAAACCUGCCAAUUUACAAGGUAUGAAAUUUAUGAAAAGUGAAAAUGUUGAACAAGAAAUCAAAGAAAGGAAAGAAAAUAGUAAGAAGCAGUUGCAAAAAAUGGAAGUUGAUUUUUCUCAACGUUAUCCUAGCGUUUAG
Messenger RNA from Henningerozyma blattae CBS 6284, 2154 nucleotides. Its product is annotated as Ark/Prk/Nak family serine/threonine-protein kinase. The transcript has a single exon. Gene Ontology annotation, cellular component: cytoplasm. The record is from RefSeq and is a predicted model, not a curated record. Lineage: Eukaryota; Fungi; Ascomycota; Saccharomycetes; Saccharomycetales; Saccharomycetaceae. Bases 1 to 2154 code for a protein of 717 amino acids. Gene Ontology annotation, molecular function: ATP binding; protein serine/threonine kinase activity. Gene Ontology annotation, biological process: protein autophosphorylation; peptidyl-threonine phosphorylation; actin filament organization.